Molecule: messenger RNA, 3109 nt
Organism: Cryptococcus amylolentus CBS 6039
Lineage: Eukaryota; Fungi; Basidiomycota; Tremellomycetes; Tremellales; Cryptococcaceae
Exons: 10
Coding region: 85-2997 (970 amino acids)
Biological process (GO): transmembrane transport
Molecular function (GO): transmembrane transporter activity
Source: RefSeq, a predicted model, not a curated record
CUGAAUUGUUCAACCGAGUGGAUAUGCCAGAGCCUCGCUGAACUUUUUCAUUCUUCUACACUGUUCCCUCUUCGUUCAGCUCCAAUGCCCCAGCAGCCGGAAGAGACUCCACCACAGACUCCGCCACCACGAACAGAUCCAUCAGACAAACUUGCUCCUCAACAGGCUACUGAUCAUGGCGGCAGCGCCACCGACCCAUCGGCGCCGCUUUCAGAGUCUCGUCCUGACAGUUUGGGAACGUCUGUGAAUUCUCGAGCACCUUCUGAACAAGAUAUUACCUCUUUCCGUCCAUCAUCGCUGUCACAGUCAGGAGAUUCGCGGCCCGAAAGCGUUGCUGAAACUGGAGCUGCACAGUACUCCAGAGAAGUGACCCAAGAUGUCAUGGAGAAGAAGCAUGUACGACCACCCUCGCGCAAAGUUCACUGGGGAAGCAGGCUUGGCGCAGAACUUACUUCUGAAGACCCGAAUGGCCGCUCGGCGUUCCCCUCGCCUUAUGCCUCAGCUCUCCCCUCUGAGGAAGACCUCGUAAACGUCCGCCGGUCUCUCACCAGUAUCUUCCAUCGUCCUUCCGUCGAUGCUGACUCCCAACACGGUCCAGAUAUGAGUAGGCUGGGAAGCCAUGACGUUCCGUCCUCGGCUGUAUCUCUCGAUUCGUACGAAGGAGCUGCUCCUCCGCGAAGACGGCAGACGUCUGGUCGAUCUUCUUUGAGUCGCAUGUCUGCCACAAGCUCUCUCUUCUCCAACGACAGUGAUUGGGAAGACGACGACCAAGAAGUCACCUCUGCUGGUGUGUUUAGUGCCAUGUUGGGAUUUACCCGCAAUAAAGACAGGCACCCAAAGAGGAGGAGGAGAUCGGUCAGGUCUAUGAUAGGCCUUUCGGAUGACGAAGACGAGAAUGACCGUGUGACCGCGCGAAAACGAUGGAGCACAGACUCACUCUUCGCUAUACCCUCCCGCGCUUCAAACGCAAGCCGGGGUCACAGUCGUCAAGGGAGUGAAGGUGGUGACAGCACCUUCAGCGCUCAAGAGCUUUCUGCCCGCAUCAGAGAAGCCGACGCAAGGGUCACACGGCACAAAAGGCAGUCACGCAUUCCACAUAGGAGCGAAGACCUCAACCAACCCUACAUCCCUUCUUCCCGUUAUUCAAACCCCAUCGAGCCGAAUGUAAACACCUCCAUGUCGCAACGUUUCCGGGCAUUCAUGACUGGGCGAAGUGUGCCUUCUACGCUUCUCGGUGCGCCAGUGUCCGGAGAGGCUGUCGCUAAUGGCGAGACAUCGACGGAAGAAAACCAUUACCGGUCUCUCGCCGCUCUGAUGACCACCACCAAUGCGUUCAUGGGGAUAGGAAGUCCGACGCUAGCUCAUAUUGCACCGUCGUCUGGUGAGGAGGCAGAAUCGGCAGCGGGGCAUCGCAGGGUUAGUUGGUAUGAGAAUAUCAAAGAAAAGGAUGCUGCAAUGGAAGCCAGAGACAGACAAGAGGAUGCGGCUUUGGGAUUGCAGCAUGCCCGGGGAGACAACAUCCAUAAGGCCAUGGAAGAAGGCCGCAUAGGAGAAAAAUGGGCAGGCAGGCGUACGAGAGGAAAGAGGAUACAGAAGGAGAUGGCGGUCACGAAGAAUGUUUCCAACAUCUUGCAGCGGAAAAAAUUCAUCGAGCUACUGGCGAAGGCUGUAGUCAACUAUGGCGCACCCGCUCACUCCGUCGAGGCAUGGCUGUCAUCGACUGCUGACAUUCUUGGAGUUGAAGCUUCUUUCGUCUACUUUCCAACCAUCCUCAUGGUCGCUUUCCGUGAUACCGACGUACGCACUACCGACCUCCUAUUCAUCCGACCGUCCGGAGGGUUGGAGUUGUAUAGGCUGUCGCUUGUGCACGAGGUGUAUAGAAGAGUGACUCACGACGCAAUUUCGGCGGGUCAGGGGUCAAGGGUGUUGAAAAGGAUUGAAAAUAAAGUGGGUCUUCUGCGCGUCGGAGAUACGCACGCUGACAGGAUGCAGACACUUCCCUACUCUCGCCUCAGUCUACUCGCUACCGCAGCUGUCGCGUCUGGGGUUGCAGCACGUGUCGCCUUCUCCGGAUCCUUUAUUGACAUGCUCAUGUCAGGUGUAUUGGGAACAAUCUUCACUACCGUCCAAUUUAUGGUUUCGAGGGAAAACAGGGUGUUUUCAAACAUCUUCGAAAUUGGCAUGGCAGGCAUACUCAGUUUCAUAGCUAGAGGUUUGGGAGCGUCCAAGUACUUCUGCUACCAAUCUCUGGCUUCAUCUGCCAUCGUUCUCAUCCUGCCUGGGUGGCACAUUUGCCUUGGCGCUUUAGAGCUAGGGUCCAGAAACAUUGUUGCCGGUGCCAUUCGCCUUGUGUGGGCUGUUGUUUACACUCUUUUCCUUUCACUCGGUCUCGGGUUGGGAAACCAGAUAUGGGAUGCCUUUGGGCCCGCACAGCCCACCUACGGAGACGAUAGCUCUUCCGAUGACACGACCACAGUCACCUGCAAUCGUAAUCCUGAAUGGCUGCAAUGGUGGUACACCGAACCCAACGACUGGUGGCUGUUCCUCCUGGUACCGGUUUUUGCCUACUCUCUAGCCAUUUGGUUCAGGGCAGACUGGAAAUCCAAGGAUACCCUUGUGAUGGUCUGUGUGGCGUGUGCUGGUUAUGUCGUCAACUUUUUCCUCAGCCAGAAAAUUGCAGAGACCAACGUCGUCUCUGCCGUCUCCGCUUUCGCUAUUGGCGUUCUCGGAAACCUUUAUUCACGUAUCGGUCGUGGCUCCGCCUUCCCUUCAAUGGUCGUCGGCAUCCUCCUCAUCGUCCCGAACGCCAUCGCCGCAGCUGGCGGCCUGGGUGCCUCCAGCAGCGGUGAUUCAGAUACAACGGAAGAGAUUAAUACAGCGGUAAUUGUCAGUAUCAGGAUGGUUCAGGUCGGGAUCGGGCUGGCGAUAGGAUUGUUUGCGGCCACAGUUGCUGUCUAUCCGUUCGGGAAGAGGCGAAGGUAUAUCUUUAGUUACUAGAUUGGGAGGAAAUUAGAUGCGGACCACACUGUACAAUAGGACACACAAAAAUCAUAUAUAAUAGACGAGAUUACUGUAGCAUAGCGCAUGUAUUGAUGACUCUCUGCCCAGG